Diorhabda carinulata is the source of this 1341-nucleotide messenger RNA. Its product is annotated as probable serine hydrolase. The record is from RefSeq and is a predicted model, not a curated record. NCBI's taxonomy places the organism in Eukaryota, Metazoa, Arthropoda, Insecta, Coleoptera, Chrysomelidae. The transcript is spliced from 3 exons. Bases 213 to 1244 code for a protein of 343 amino acids.
UGAUCUAGAAUACCACACGUAUAUUCAGUAUCCCAACUGUCAGUUUAUUUAUUUUUAUAAAGAAAUGAUUUUCUUGUUAUUAAUUUUAUUUCCGUGUUUGUUCGUAGCAUAUAAUAAUUGUAUAUCUAUUAUCGAGAAACAAAGUUCAAAGUCUAUAUCUAUGAAAUCUGGAUUUAAAAAUUAUGUAAUAAAAGUUGGGUUAUAAUUCUACGAUGUCAUUUAGAAAAACAAUUUUUAUAAAUUCCACAUCGAGACCGAAGAUAUAUUAUGCAAGUAUACGAAAGGUGUCUUCAGUAAAAAGACAGUUUAAAGAAGUAGAAAUUAGAGUUCCUUGGGGUUUUGUAGCUGGAAAAUGGUGGGAACCUUACGAUGUUAGGCCUAUUCUAGCCUUACAUGGUUGGCAAGAUAAUUGUCAGACAUUUGAUAGGUUGAUACCAUUGUUAAAUAAUAAUGUGGGUUUUCUGGCAAUUGAUCUCCCUGGUCAUGGAUAUUCAUCACACUUACCUCAUGGUAUGGUAUAUUUUGCCUUACACUAUGUUAUGGUCAUCAAAAGUAUAUCAAGGGAUUUUAAUUGGUCGAAAGUAUCUUUAUUGGGACAUUCCUUAGGUGCCAUAACAUCAUUUUUAUACUCCACCUUGUUUCCAGCAGAAGUAGAUUUUUUAAUGUGUUUAGAUGCAGUUAAACCUAUGGCUACACCUCAUCGAUAUAAAUAUUUGAGUAAAUCUAUUGAGGCUUUUUUUAAAUAUAAUGAAUUUGUAAAUAAUUCAACAGAACCUCCUAGUUAUACCAUAGAAGAAAUAGAAGCCUUAGUCGCGAAACCAAAUAAAAAUUCAAUUGAUUUACAAUAUACCAAAUAUAUUUAUGAAAGAAAUAUUGCUCCAUCCAAGUUACACCCUGGUAAAUACUAUUUCACUAGAGAUCCUCGACUUAAAAUUGGUAACUUGAAUACUAUUAACCAAAGAGAUAUUGUCGAAAUAUCUCAACAACUUACAAUGCCAAUUUUUAUAGCCAAAUCAAAAACUUCCAGUUAUUACGAACCGAAAGAAAAUUAUUAUGAAAUUGUUGAUAUUUUGAAAAGAGUAAGCGCAGAUUGCGAUUUUAAUUAUGUGGAUGGUACGCAUCAUUUUCAUUUAAAUAAUCCCGAAUGUGUGGCGAGCAUUAUGACGAAUUUCAUCAGGCGUCAUAAUACUGAAGAUAGAAAUAUAGGGGGCAUUAAAAAAGAUGUUGUAGUUGACCGUAUAUGAAUAUUAAUAACGAACAUAAUUUAUUCUUUGUUAUCUACCUCGUAAAUCGAAUUUUUUUAUAUUUAUGGUGUUAAUAAACAUAUUUAAACAAAUCGAA